UUUGAAUUUACGUCAAGGCAUUUUCUAAAACAAAAUCAUUAUGUGUAGAAAACUUUUGGAAAUUUAGGUUAAAAAGUUCUCGGCUCAAAAUUUUUAAAAACAUGGAACUAUUUCGGUUUAUCAAAUUUAUAGGGAGUCCAUGCAAUGCAGCACAACGAAAUGUAAAUCUACGGAUGUUUUCUUCCGGACCAAAGAAGCCUUCGAAUAAUGCUGAUUUAGUGAUUCGAGGUGGCGGUAAAUGCAAAUCUAAAGAAAAACCUUCUGCCCAACAGGCUGAUAAAAAUAAAGAUACAAAAAAGCCAUCAUGUGAGAAAUUGUUGAUGAAAAAAGAUGACAAACCAAAAAAAAAGAUCAACGACAAAACAGCCAUAUCUGGCGGAGGAUCAAAAAAUGUUUGCUCUUCUAAGCCAAAAUCAGAAAACACCGAGGGACAUCAUGCCAAUCGUUGGAAAAAAGUUUCAAUGUGUGUAGCACUUCCUUUGGUUGCUCUACUUACACUUUUAGUAUUUACCACACGUAUGGAAAGUGAACGACCAGAAUAUAUAUAUUAUCCACAUUUAUAUAAACGAUCUAAGCCUUUUUUCUUUGGCGAUGGCAAUCGAACGGCUUACCACAAUGGCCAUUGGAAUGCUGUACCACCAGCAGGUUAUGAAGAUGAAGUUGAUGAGGGUGCUGCUGGUCAGACUCCCGAAACGGAGGCCGAGAAAAAGCAACGUUUAAAGGAUUUUGAGAAAACGCGUAAACUUUGGGAUAAGCAUACACAAAUACGAGAAAAGGAGCGAAAGAAGGAAGAAGCUAAGGCUGCUAAGAUGCAAGUCCAAGAAGCUCCAGUUGAAACAGAAGCACAUAUCAAUGUAACUGAGGAGGAAAAGAAGAAAUUGGUAAAUAAUCUGGAAACUCAACAUGAUAAUGAGUCUGAAAUGAAAGUAACGAAAGUAGAUUUCCGAAGUAAACAAAAAGAAUCUGUCUAUAAUGUAGAGGACGAGAACUAUUAACCAACAAAAUUAAAUAAAUGUUAGUUUAUUAAAAAAGAAAAGUCAAUGCAGAGAAAAGAUUGGCCAAAAACAAAUGAUCACAAGAUCCAAUUCCUUGCUAAACUUUCUUUCUAUAAUAAACUAUGUAAUGUAAUACAUUAACAA
Molecule: messenger RNA, 1139 nt
Organism: Drosophila willistoni
Lineage: Eukaryota; Metazoa; Arthropoda; Insecta; Diptera; Drosophilidae
Gene: COX6AL2
Exons: 2
Coding region: 102-995 (297 amino acids)
Biological process (GO): mitochondrial electron transport, cytochrome c to oxygen
Cellular component (GO): mitochondrial inner membrane
Molecular function (GO): enzyme regulator activity
Source: RefSeq, a predicted model, not a curated record